AUGGAUAUCAAAACCAGCCCAGUGUGGAUAUUGGAGCCUAAAGAGGGAUUCGAGGGACUGAAAUUACAUCCCUCUCAACCUCUCCCAGAACUAAAUGAUCAUUCUUGUUUGAUCCAAAUUGACGCCGUUUCGCUCAACUAUCGAGAUGUGGCUAUUCCCAAGGGACAAUAUCCUAUGGCCUUUAGAGGCCGGAUAAUUCCCUGUUCUGAUGGGGCAGCUACGGUUAUCAAAACCGGUCCGGCAGUUACUCGCUUCGCGAUCGGCGACCGGGUUUGUACCCUAUUCAAUCCCUCGCAUCAGUCGGGAUAUUUUACUCCAGACACGCGAAAAUAUUCGUUGGGUAGUUCUGCCGAUGGUACCUUGAGGAAGUACGCGGUCUUUCACGAGACUGCUCUGGUUUCUCAACCAAAAAAUAUCACAUCGCUACAGGCAGCCACCCUUCCCUGUGCCGGUGUAACCGCUUGGAACGCAUUCUACGGAAUUGCGGACCGGAAACUGCAACCAGGAAGUUAUGUCCUGACUCAGGGUACAGGAGGGGUAAGUUUGAUUGCUAUCCAGAUUGCGUUGGCAGUUGGUGCAACCGUCAUUGCCACAACCUCGUCACCAGAGAAAGCGAAUCGGCUAAAAGAGAUGGGUGUACAACAUGUGAUUAAUUAUAGAGAAACUCCAAACUGGGGAGAGGUGGCGCGUCAAUUGACACCUGAGAACCGUGGAGUAGACCAUAUUCUUGAGGUCGGAGGCGAGGCCACCAUCCGUCAAUCGCUGAAGGCAAUCAAAAUGGAAGGUGUGAUAUCGAUCAUUGGGUUUUUAGGUGGUGCAAAUAAUGCUCCCCAGUGCUCCUUUCAGGAGUGCCUCUCUACAUUAGCGAUAGUACGAGGUACCAGCGUGGGGUCGAAGGAGCAAUUCAAGGAACUCAACGCAUUUAUCCAGAGCCACAAUAUCCAGCCAAUCGUGGAUUCAAAUGUUUUUGACUUCCAAGAUGCCCCGCGAGCAUUUCAGUAUCUCUGGGACCAAAAACAAUGGGGAAAAGUGGUGAUCCAUAUUAAAUGA
Molecule: messenger RNA, 1050 nt
Organism: Talaromyces proteolyticus
Lineage: Eukaryota; Fungi; Ascomycota; Eurotiomycetes; Eurotiales; Trichocomaceae
Product: alcohol dehydrogenase
Exons: 1
Coding region: 1-1050 (349 amino acids)
Molecular function (GO): oxidoreductase activity
Source: RefSeq, a predicted model, not a curated record